UCAGUAAGCGUUGGUCUGCACGCUGGACUACUUCAGCUAUCACUACUACUACGACUACUACUAUUACUACUACUACUGAUUUUCCUACCCCUGCUACUAUUACUACUACUACUACUGCUAACACUGCUACUACUAUCUAUAUAACUACUACUACUACUACUACUACUACUAUUACUAUUGUUAUUUUCUUUUUCCUACUUAUUCCUAUCUAACCUACUACUACUACUUCUACUACUACUACUACUGCAACCUCCACCACGGCUGCCUACACUACCACCACCACCACCACCACUACUACUACUACUACUACUAGUGCUACUACUUCUACUGCUCAACACGACGAAAUAUGGCGCAGCGGUUUCCAGUACUCAGAUUUCACCAUGUACAACGAAGCCCCCACCACUAACUCCCCCCACGCCGGAACCUACCACUACUUCCCCGUCAGCCAGUGGUCCAAUGAGCAAGUCCUGGAAUGGUUACGACAGGUCUGCCACGAGAACAACAUUGGAUGCGACAAUCUGACAGGCUUCACGGACUGUACGGGGCACCAGCUGUGUUCCAUGACGCAGGCCCAAUUUUCCGAGCUCCACCCCCUUCACGGCGCUUUGUUCUUCAGGAAGCUGCGGGAGUUUAGCGAGAACCAGCAACGGCAAGAACGCUACCACUACCACCACCACCACUACAGACACCACCCACACCACCACCACCACCACCACCAGGCCUCCCCCCCGCCCCCACAGCUGAUCCAACACCCCGCAAAUGGCACCACUUUCCACGAACUCCUCCCGAGGCACCCCGCGGGUCACCCCAACUUGAACCCGUGGCAGGACUCGACGCCGCCCCCCCACACCCCGCACUACCAACCCACGGAGCAUUACUACCCCAGUGAGGGAGCGCUGACCCCCACUACGGACUACGGGGGGGUGUCUAUGGGGGGCUACCAACCUGCGUACCCUUUGCAUAAUGAGUUUGAGUCCUCCACUAUUUCCCCUCCCGUACACCUUUCGACUCCUAACGCUCAUCAAGGAUACCUCCCCGCCCCCCUACCGUCCGGCCCCCCUCAUGGCGUGCCCCCCUCGUCCCCGACCCCCUCUGAGGUUCCGUCCCCCCUCUGCUAUCAACAGGAGACGCGGAGAGACAGAGGUCCAAAGUUAUGGGAAUUUUUACUUGAUCUACUCGAGGACCCGAAUUCGAAUCCCUCUAUCAUACGUUGGGAGAACCAAGGGGACAGAACCUUCCGCCUGACCAGCCCACACGAGGUCUCAUACCGCUGGGGACAGAGACGACCAAGCCAGAACGCCCUUCCCUAUGACUAUUUCGCCCGUGCUUUGAGGUAUCACUAUCGGACCGGCAUGUUGAUCUCGGUCCCGGAAAGGAAGCUGGUCUACAAGUUCGGCCCCGCUGUGUUCCAGCAGCGACGGAGAGGUCCUAACAGCCCCUCCGAUAACACUCCGGGGCACCCCUCACCGUGAAGGAUCCCCACGGCGCAUCCUACAGGACUCCAGGAUCAAGUGGACUCCUCAAGGGAUAUCGUAGGACUUCUAGACUGAGCUGUCGUAACGCUGAUUUCCUACGUCACGCAUCAUGGAGGACUCCUAGGACGUCCGGCGCAUUCUACAGGACUCCAGGAUCUAGCGGACUCCUUAAAGGAUAUCGUAGGACUUCUAACUGAGCUACCGUAACGCUGAUUUCCUACGUCACGCAUCCUUCAGAACCACUAGGACGUCCGGUGCAUCCUACAGGACUCCAGGAUCAAGUGGACUCCUUGGCGACCCCGACAGGAUAUCAUAGGACUCCUAGAGUGAGCACUGUCAUAAACACAGAACUCUAGGACUCCGUUUAUCCUACAGGACUUCAGCCCUUCGCGUGGCAUUCUAUAUAGGACUCCAGGAACCCACUCCUCUCUCCCUGAAGGAACUUAGACACUGACCUUUGAAUCCUAGGAGAGGUGACACGUGUGGCAUAUCCUGCAGGAGUCCUAUGGGGGUCCUACACUGAGAUCCUUCGAUGAUGUCUGAGGGGGAAAGGGAAAGAAAUUGGAAAAAAAUACGAGAAAAAAAGAAGAAAAGACGAAAUACAUAAAAACGAAUAAAUUAAUAAAAGGAAGAAGAGGAAGGAAUAUAUGAUAACGAGUAAAGGAAGAGAGAAAGGAAAUAAUAAAUAAAUAAUAAUAAUAGAAAAAAGAGAAAAAAAGAAGGAAUACAGAGAAGGAAAAUUAAUAAUGAAAGAAAGAAAAGAAUACAGUAAAAAAUAAAGAAAUUGAGGAGAGAGAAGGAAAAUAGAGAAAAUAAGUAUUACCAGAAAAAGAAAAAAAAUUAAAAUCAAGAAAAUCAAGAUACCAAAACAAUAGACAAUAAAAAUAAAUAAAUAAAAACUUGCAGGAAAAAGAGAAAAACAAGAAAAUCAAAAAAAUAAAAACAAUGAAAAAAUCUACAAAAAAAUCAUCUUGUAGGAAAUAAUUAAAGAAAGAAAACAAGGAAUUAAGCAAGUAAGAAAAUAAAAUAAAAAUGAAGAAAAUAAGAACAAUCAAAACAAACAAAAAAAUAUCUUGUAGGAAAUGAUAAAAAAAACAAGACAAUCAACCAGUGCCUAAACAGUGCCAUUAAUACAAGCUUCAGUGCCUUCAAACAGUGCCUUUAAACAGUGCCUUGUGUAUUAACUCUGAGUCGAAAACAAGGUCAAUACAGGUUCAAUACAAGAAAUACAUCAUGUCCUUGUGGGGGGGGGGGGGGGGGGAAGGGGCCAUGUUUUGUGUGUGUGUGUGUUUCCUGUUCUCUUUCUGUAAUAAUCUUUUCCUCAAUUCUUCUUUAUCAUUCUCUUCAACUCUGUCUAUAUUUCCAACCCCCGCUCGCUCCCUUACCUUUCUAUCUUUUUAUCUAUCUGUCUAUGCAAAGUUGUGAUAUAUCCUGUACAUACUAGCAUUUCGUUGUUUAUAUAAUUCUAUUUUGUUGCUAUGAAUAAAUAAAUAAAAAGCCUUGGGCCAUCAUGUGAUAUAUACAUUCCGUUUUGUUAUAGGAGGAAGUGUUAUGAGGUUGUUUACUGUGUGUGUGUGUGUGAGAGAGAGAGAGAGAGAGAGAGAGAGAGAGAGAGGCUUAUUUAUAAAGAUAGCCGAAUUAUGUACAAGUUGCUAUAUUAAAACCUUUAUAGGAAUGA
Eriocheir sinensis (Chinese mitten crab) is the source of this 3153-nucleotide messenger RNA. RefSeq names its product transcription factor Spi-B-like. Gene Ontology annotation, biological process: regulation of transcription by RNA polymerase II; cell differentiation. Gene Ontology annotation, molecular function: DNA-binding transcription factor activity, RNA polymerase II-specific; sequence-specific DNA binding. Bases 381 to 1472 code for a protein of 363 amino acids. Gene Ontology annotation, cellular component: nucleus. The transcript has 6 exons. The record is from RefSeq and is a predicted model, not a curated record. NCBI's taxonomy places the organism in Eukaryota, Metazoa, Arthropoda, Malacostraca, Decapoda, Varunidae.